Penicillium cataractarum is the source of this 2391-nucleotide messenger RNA. It is a transcript of the gene hdaA, whose product is annotated as histone deacetylase hdaA. The record is from RefSeq and is a predicted model, not a curated record. Gene Ontology annotation, molecular function: histone deacetylase activity. The transcript has 14 exons. Gene Ontology annotation, cellular component: histone deacetylase complex. Bases 1 to 2391 code for a protein of 796 amino acids. Gene Ontology annotation, biological process: chromatin organization. NCBI's taxonomy places the organism in Eukaryota, Fungi, Ascomycota, Eurotiomycetes, Eurotiales, Aspergillaceae.
AUGGGAGACGAGGACACCGUCAUGGGGGAGGUCCAGAAGCUCCCUCUCCCUUCUUUACCCUCCUCCUCCUCCCUCACUCAACCUCCUCCCUCUACACAUAUCCACCAGGGUGGCGGCGUCCCCACUUUAGCACCCUCUGUCCUUUCAUCUGCUCACAAAUCACCUUCCCCUGGCUCUGAUCCCUUUCCAACCCAAACUACCCUCCUGACGGGGAUGCCCCCGCCACCUGAUCGCAUCAAGAUGAGCGACUCAGAGACUAACUCGCUGGACAACCUCGUCAAGCGCGAUAGCCUGGUUGAAACGAACUCAGACUGGUCUGACGAAGAGGUCGUGGCCAGGGCUGGUCUCCCAGUUGGUUCGCUUCCUACCGGCCUCUGUUAUGAUGUGCGUAUGCGGUACCAUUGUGAAGUUCGCCCCACGUCUGAGGUGCACCCCGAGGACCCGAGACGAAUCUACUACAUCUACAAAGAGUUAUGUCGGGCUGGUCUGGUAGAUGAUCCCGAGUCGGUACAUCCACUAGCCCCGCAGACCUUGAAGCGUAUCAACGCUCGCAAUGCCACAGAGGAAGAGAUCACCCUGAUCCAUUCCGAGGCUCACUAUGCAUUUGUCAGAAGCACCCAGGACAUGCUCGAUGACGACUUGGUGUAUCUGGAGACAACGCGGGACUCGAUUUAUUUCAACCGACUUACUUUUGCGUCGGCCCUUCUGUCGACUGGAGGUGCCAUUGAGACUUGCUUGGCCGUCGCUAGACGACAGGUGAAGAACGCUAUUGCGGUUAUUCGUCCGCCUGGACAUCACGCUGAACAUAACACGGCCAUGGGCUUUUGUUUGUUCAACAACGUGCCUGUUGCUGCACGUGUCUGCCAGAAUGUUCUCGGCGAUCAGUGCCGGAAGAUCAUGAUCCUUGACUGGGAUGUCCAUCACGGAAACGGAGUGCAGAAGGCUUUCUACAACGAUCCCAACGUUCUCUACAUCUCGAUUCACGUCCAUCAGAAUGGCAAGUUCUAUCCCGGUGGCGAUGAAGGCAACUGGGAUCACUGCGGUGAAGGACCCGGACUGGGAAAGAAUGUCAACAUCCCUUGGCCUGAUCAGGGUAUGGGCGAUGGUGACUACAUGCACGCUUUCCAGAAAGUAGUGAUGCCUAUUGCCUUGGAAUUUGACCCAGAUCUGGUGAUCAUUUCCGCUGGAUUCGAUGCCGCUGCUGGUGACGUGCUGGGUGGCUGCUUUGUGUCGCCCUCAUGCUAUGCUCAAAUGACCCACAUGCUUAUGACUCUUGCAAAUGGCAAGGUUGCAGUCUGCCUGGAGGGAGGAUACAACUUCCGAUCCAUCUCCAAAUCUGCAUUGGCGGUGACUAAAACCCUUAUGGGCGAGCCCCCCGACCGAUUGACCAAGACUGCGCCAACGAGGGAUGCGAUUGAGACCGUGGGUCGGGUCAUGAGCAUCCAGGCCCAGCAUUGGCGCUGCAUGUACCCCAAGCCACCCCAACAUCCCAUUGGGGGGGAUCGGCUGCACGAUGUUCUUCGUGGGUACCAAGCUCAAACGCUGUAUGAAAGCUUCAAACUCACCCCACUGUACAUCUAUCGCACGAAAAUCUCCAGGUCGUUUGAGAACCAGGUUCUGGCGAGCGCAAACUAUCAUGAGCGCGUGCCGCUAAUUGUCAUCUUCCAUGACCCACCGGAACUCAUGGGAUAUCCAGACCCCGUAACCAGUAAACUUGAAGCCCACAACGUUUGGAUGUCUGAUGCCCAAAAGGAAUACAUUGAAUGGAUCGUUAGCAAGGGCUAUGCUGUGAUUGACGUUAACAUCCCGAAACAUAUCACCCAGACACCCGUACGGACUGCUCUGACAUACCCCCGAACCUUCUCGAGACCCAGGGUAACCAAUCGAGACAUACAGGCCACAGGAAAGUACGAAGACGAAGACGAGAACCGUCCUACCGCAACCGAAGAGCUGGCAAAUUAUUUGUGGGAUAACUACAUCGACUUCUAUGAGAAGCGAGAUGUGUUUUUCUUCGGUAUCGGCAGUGCUUUUGCCGGUGUUGUCAACCUUUUGAUCAACAGAGAGAACUUGUACAAGCGCGUUAACGGUAUUGUCUCAUUUGUGGCGGAGAACCCCGUCCGUGCCGUUGCAUCUUCCACUCAGGUCUGGCUAUCCAAAUGGUAUCGCGAUAAUUCUCUCGUGUUCGUCGCCGGAUCUCACGGGAUCUGGAAAGACCAGGAUCGCAAGCCAUCCAAGCGCUACGGCAGGCUGUACAAAUCUGAAAAAUCGACUCUGGGCGAGAUGAUGGCAGAGAACCAGCAGCAAGUGUUUGAGUGGCUCGCUGAGCGCGCGGAUGAAGCCCUUGACGAGACGGAAGAUGAGGUCGAUGAGGACUUGCCGAUGAAGGGGUGA